AUGGCUGGUGUUCUUUUUUGGGUGAUAUGUCCCAAAGAGAAUGCCACCGCUUUACUUAGUUUGAUACCAAGGAGUGUUAAACAGAAGAGGUCAAGGUUGUGUCCGACACUCAAGUUCUCAACAGGGGUCUCAGCCUUUUCAAGUGCAGUAGCAAACCCUGCAAGAUCUUCAGAGGAGAAGGUUUAUGAGGUGGUUUUAAAGCAGGCUGCGUUGGUUAAAGAACAGAGACAAAAGAAAAAUUUGGAUUUGAAACGAGCAGCUGAAACUGAUGGUAUGACAGAUUGGGAUCUCUUGAAAGAAGCUUAUGAUAGGUGUGGUGAAGUCUGUGCCGAGUAUGCUAAGACUUUCUACUUGGGUACAUUACUUAUGACACCAGAGCGUCGGAGAGCUGUCUGGGCGAUUUACGUGUGGUGUAGAAGGACUGAUGAGCUUGUGGAUGGACCUAAUGCUUCACACAUCACACCCAGGGCUCUUGACAGAUGGGAGAGAAGAUUAGAUGACCUUUUUGAAGGUCGUCCCUAUGAUAUGUUUGAUGCUGCUUUGUCUGAUACGGUCUCAAAGUACCCUGUAGAUAUACAGCCCUUCAAGGACAUGAUAGAGGGAAUGAGGUUAGAUUUAAGGAAAUCGAGAUAUAAGAACUUUGAUGAGCUCUACCUUUAUUGCUAUUAUGUUGCUGGGACAGUGGGACUAAUGAGUGUUCCAGUAAUGGGAAUUGCACCUGAAUCAAAGGCAUCGACAGAGAGCGUCUAUAACGCUGCAUUAGCCCUUGGAAUUGCUAAUCAGCUUACUAAUAUACUCCGAGAUGUUGGCGAAGAUGCUAGGAGGGGAAGAAUAUAUCUACCAGAAGAUGAACUGGCACGUGCUGGCCUUUCAGACGAUGACAUAUUUUUUGGCCAGGUAACAGACAAGUGGAGAAAUUUCAUGAAAGAUCAAAUAAAACGAGCAAGGAUGUUCUUUGAUGAGGCUGAAAAAGGUGUUACGGAGCUAAAUGCAGCUAGCAGAUGGCCAGUGUGGGCAUCACUGAUGCUAUAUCGACAGAUUUUAGAUGCCAUUGAAGCAAAUGACUAUAACAACUUCACCAAAAGGGCUUAUGUUGGAAAAGCAAAGAAAUUUGCAUCACUUCCAGUGGCAUAUGGAAGAGCACUUAUGGGCACUUCUAAAUUGUUCGACUUGUCACGUACUUGAAUUCUUUUUUCUUCAUCUCUCUCUUGCCUUUUUUUCAAUGGCCGUUUCUUUUGACUUGUCACAUUGCCUGGAUGCAACAAGUUACUGGUCUGUAAAUUGUCUUACUACUGAUUACGUGGGCAAAAAGCAAGAUGGUAUAGGGAUCAGUUAAAAUGUGUAAUAUGUUUCCAAGUUUAGUGAAGUUGAAAAGGAAAAGUUUCUCCACUAUGUAGAUGUCAGUAGACAGUUGAGCAAAUUUAUUGGCUACCAUAUUCUACUUAACAAUUAUAUAUAAACAGUGGUGGAUUCCAGGUGUGAGGAUUUCCAGGUAAA
Messenger RNA from Theobroma umbraticum, 1497 nucleotides. RefSeq names its product phytoene synthase 2, chloroplastic-like. Gene Ontology annotation, molecular function: squalene synthase [NAD(P)H] activity; geranylgeranyl diphosphate synthase activity. Lineage: Eukaryota; Viridiplantae; Streptophyta; Magnoliopsida; Malvales; Malvaceae. Gene Ontology annotation, biological process: biosynthetic process. The record is from RefSeq and is a predicted model, not a curated record.